Messenger RNA from Dermacentor andersoni, 9267 nucleotides. Its product is annotated as glycerol kinase 5. Gene Ontology annotation, cellular component: mitochondrion. The record is from RefSeq and is a predicted model, not a curated record. NCBI's taxonomy places the organism in Eukaryota, Metazoa, Arthropoda, Arachnida, Ixodida, Ixodidae. Gene Ontology annotation, molecular function: phosphotransferase activity, alcohol group as acceptor; kinase activity. Gene Ontology annotation, biological process: phosphorylation; triglyceride metabolic process; glycerol-3-phosphate biosynthetic process.
CUUGAAAGGUACUUAAUUAUUAUUUUAUUUAUUGUAACGUUUAGCAGCAAUACAAUUUGGUGUAAGUAACAAUGAGCGUCAAGGUUCGCGUCUUCUGUUUUUUUUUUCCUUCUUGUUUUGCUUUGAGACGAGAUUGCAGAAGCAGCCGAUGCCUCUGGUUGCCCGGUGGCGGAAAAUUUGUAAACAGAUGAUUGCGUGAUCGCGGCCUGUGUGAGUGGAGUAGCUGUGUCUGCCCGCGUCGCUCGACCCAGCAGUGUGUUCUAGUGACCGCUCGAGACUCACCGUAGCCGUUGCACACCGGACAUGGCCGUGCCGCCCGGUGAUGGCCACACCACGUACGUGGCGUCGCUGGACGUGGGCUCGUCGGGGGUCCGCUGCCACCUGUACGACCGGCAAGGCCGAGUUUGUGGAACAGCCUUCGAAAGGUUGCAGACAGAGUGCCCCUCUACUGGUGUUUUCGAAGUUGACCCCGAGCACCUGUGGCAGAUCGCCAAGGACACGCUAAGAGCCGCGCUCAAAGGUGCCUCAGUGUCGGCCAGUUCGGUGCAAGCUCUGGGCAUCUCAACGCAACGAGCAACGUUCGCCUGCUGGGACAGGAGCACAGGUCGACUUCUGCACAAGUUCAUCUCGUGGAAGGACACCCGCGCUGAGUCGCUGUGCCGAGAGUGGAACUCCUCUGCACGGGUCAAGGCCUUGCGGAUGGGCGCCAGCUUCCUGUACUGCCUGACCCACAAGUACCGGUACCUGAUCGCUAGCAUGCUCCGCUUCGAGUCUGGCCUGGUGGUGAUGCGACUGUUGUGGGCCCUCCAGAACAUACCGGGGCUGCGAGAGGGCGCCCGCAAAGGCCACGUCGUCAUGGGCACCGUGGACAGCUUCCUGCUGUGGCGGCUGACCGGAGGCCGUGUGCACGCCACUGACCCGUCCAACGCCUGCAUCACCGGCCUCUUCGACCCUUUCACGAUGGAGUGGUCCCACAUGAUCACAGAUAUGCUGGACAUUCCCGUCAGCAUGUUGCCCAAGGUUCUCAACACGAGUGGCGUGUUCGGCAUGACGGAUCCCGAAAUCCUGGGCGCCGAGAUUCCCAUCGCUUGCCUGGCUGGCGACCAGCAGGCGUCGGCGUUCGGCGAGUGCUGCUUCCAGGCGGGAGACGUCAAGUGCACCAUGGGCACAGGAACCUUCUUCAACGCCAACACGGCGGACCAGCCGCACGCGUCCACCGUGGGCAUCUACCCCGUCGUUGGUUGGAAGACCGGCAACGGGGUGACCUACCUUGCUGAAGGCAGCAGCUUCGACACCGGCACCGUCGUCGACUGGGCCCAAGAAAUGGGCCUGAUCAGGAACGCUGAGGAAAGCGCCGACGUCGCCGAAUCUGUCGAGAACUCGGCGGGGGUCUUCUUUAUACCUGCGUUCAGUGGCCUCCAGGCCCCGAUGAAUGACGCGUACGCUGCCGCGGGUUUCCUUGGACUGUCGCCGUCCACGCGGCCCGCACACAUGGUGCGCGCCAUGCUCGAGUCACUGGCGUUCCGCACCUACCAACUGCAUGCGCUACUCAAGGGCACCUCUGGGCUACCCGCCAUCGGCAACGUCAGGUUCACUGGCGGAGUGACGCGAAAUCUGUUCCUCAUGCAGCUAUUGGCCGACCUACUACAGGAGCCCAUCAUCUGCUCUUCCCAGCACGACAGCAGUGCUCUUGGUGCUGCUUACCUUGCUGGCCUUGCUGUCGGAUUUUGGAAAGACUUAGCUGAACUGCAGAGCCUGCAGCCCGAGGGUAUUGUCUUCAAGCCAAGAGUUGAGCGGGCUGCCUCCAGCCUGGCUCUCUUCAAUGAAUGGUGUCGAGCAGUUGAGCGCUUCACACACUGGCACAUCCCCACUGGCUCCUGUUCAGUUUAAAAAAAGUGAUUCGGGCCACAUCUUUAUUGUCGCGGAACAUUUGCGAGACAUUGAUUAUUGGUGAAGCAAUUCUUCAACUUAAAAAUGGUGUUUUACUGCAAGACGUCGGUUGAACCGCUGUGCAUGAUUUGAUCUGAGAGACUCGUGAUAAACUUUUGUGUUAUGGUACAUGACAUCCUGAAGCAGCUGUAAAUUGGGGCAAGAAUUUAUUAUCAGCCCUCAAUGUUUAUAUGUAGAGUUCUAUACGUUGCAGGACAGUAACACUUUUAUACGGUGGCAUUUCAAGGGUUUUCCAUGAUAGUGCAGUGCCAGGCACUGCUUUUUCUAAUGUCAUCCACAAUCCAAGGGGAAAAUGCAGCAAUGUGAAUGAGCAUUGAUUGUUAAGCAAGUAUUUAAGUCCAAUUAUGAAGUAGUGUGAUGGGUGUUCUAUACAGGUUCAAUACUCUUGUUUUAGGCUCUUUUUAGGAGCUGUAUGUAUGGUGCAAUGAGUAAAGAGUGUGGUUUAUGCAAGCCAUCAAAUUCACUGCACUUUAGUGGUGUGCAUGCAUGGCAGCACACUUUUGUUUUGCCUCCUGAAACAUUAGACUACUUUCUACCUGGUACUUCUGGAUGUUUGUCAGAAGUUGUUUUGAAUUUAGCAAAAGCAUUUGAAGAAAGAAGUGUCAUGGCAGCCACAUUCAUUGCUGUUUACUAUUCUACUUUUGCUCUUUAAUGAAUAAGUGUGACACAAAGCGGGUGUACAUACUAUGGUAACAGUAAAGUUUUGCCAUGUUGGAUACAGUGAUACUUUUUGCAUGAGAACAAAUGGAAGUAUUUUCUGCCAUGUGCAGCAUGAUAAAAUUGUUGCUCAAUGUAAUGCGUAUCGUCCUCCUGCCUAACUUCUUGACAAAGAUCCAGAAGAAACACUUAUAAUGGAUUCUUGAUGUCUCAACUGAUGCUCUGUCACUUUCUUUCACACUCAAUAAUUGGUGGCACUGCUGUAGCUAACUUUUUUUAUGGAGGAAGAUGGAUAUGCAUUCACCAGUGAGAGAAGCUAUUUCAUUCCAUCUGAAAAUAUAUACCUGCACUUAUAAGUUCUUAAAAAAGGUGACAGUGUACGACUAGUGAAAGUCAUGUAUGUUAAAGUAAUGAAGAUUGUGAACAUUAUGGUGUAGUUCGUCGACAGGCUACCUGAAGAGAGAAUAUUUUGCUGAAAAGAGUGGUCAUCUAGCACAAUCAUUCCAAUUUAUGUAAAAAAAAAUGUUGGCAGCUGUGUUUAUUUGUACAGAGUGGUCCUUUAUGAAAGGGAACACGCGAGCGCGUGGCCCGUGCUCUGCGGAGGAUGCUUAGAGCGCCAGCAGGGAGAAACAUGUGCACUUGUGGCGUCAUAUAUUGGUGGCCAGAAUAACCAGGCGUGGCCAAAAGGCAAGUGCCUGCUAGAAUUAGCUGGACCCCUCUUUCCCACUCCUCGCAUGACUGUUGCGCAAGGAGAGGGGCCUGCAGCGCAACGUCUGCUGCUAGCAAACCGCGUUGGAUACGCAAGCGCACUGUGAACGUGGAAGCACCCACAUACACCCGGUAAUUAUUAGGUACUCCAGGCGUACUAUAAUAAUGCAUGAGCAUUCUAGGGCUACUUCCCUCGGAACAUUGUCCGUCCAUCCCUUUUUCUGUCUGUAACACGUGACUCGAUACACUGCAUGCAUAGGUAUACGGGAAGUCCUAUGGAGGUGUAUAUGAGAUGCCUUAUGACUACGUAUGACUAAUGAGAUUUAUGAUUUUGACUGUAUAUAUUGAGUUUACUGAGAGGUAUAAGUGCAAGUAAGGUUAAUAAAGACUAAUAAGAUUAGUUGCGAUAAAAUUAGUUAAGUGCAAUGGCAAAUAAUUGAGGGUCAUUAGGAAUACUGAGGCUAAUUAAAAUCAAUUUAUGUUAGAUUAUUAGACUAAUAAAAAGUUACUAAGGUUAAAUCAAAGAGCCUAAUCCAGAAUUAAGGGUACCUUGAGAUUAGUUAGCACUAAUUAAGUCAUCCUAAUUAUAAUUUACAGAUGUAAACGUCUUUGUCAUAACUUUAACUAUGGUGAAUUAAGGAAAUGUCAGUAUAAAUAACUAAGCCUCAAUAAUAAAUGACAAGAUAAUUACGUUUAUUUACCGAAGCUAAAGUUUUACCUGAGUGCACUUAUCUCCUAAACCGCUCCGAAUCAGGUGAGGUCUAUUCAUGCGAUUGGGGGAGUGGGUAACCAGGGCUCUGUACUGCAAAAAAGUACGCAGAAACUCUACUGGAGUUGUCAAACUUGUCCCCAAAUUUUAACUUGGCCCACUACCAAAUUUGAGUUGACCUACCCUCAAAUUUCAAGUUGGCCCAGCCCGAAAUUUAAAUUUGCCCACCCCCAAAUUUUUGUUGGCCUACACCUAAAUUUCAACUUGGUCCACUACGAAAGGCCCCGCCUGUUGCUCAUCCACCUGGCGUGGCAGGCAGUCCACAGCUGCUUGCCUAUCAACUGUUUCUGCUUAUUCUGGACGCUAAUAGAUGAUGCCACAAGCGGAUGUGCUUCGCCUUGCUGCCUGCUGCUGGCACUCUAAGCAGCCUCCGCAGAGCACAGGCCAUGCACUCGCGUGUUCCCUUUCAUAAAGGACCACCCUGUACUCAUUCUAUAUUUGCUGGCUUGCUGUGAUUAUGGAUGGUUGGACGGAGAUGAAAGUGUGAUAAAGUUGUCAUAAGCAUUGUAGUCAUGUUACUUGGAAUAGUGCGUGAAGUGCUCAGGCAGGAUGCUGUGCUGAUGCAUAGAUCCAACUGAACCAAACUUUGUUUUAUUUAUUUUUGGUUCUGCUACCUGCUCUUGUAAUAUUGGUUGUGAAUACUGAUUUCUCCUGCUGCCUUACUGCACUAGACAGCUGCUGAGAGGAGCAAUGUCUAAUCAGGGCAGCUGCAGCAGUGUACUUUGUACUCAUAUGUUUAAGGUUUUGCAUUCUGAGCUGUGCAGAAGCAAUGUUGUCUGUAGUAUGACUACAUGUUAGCACCUGUGAUUAGCCAAGCAAAGUCUUGCUGGAGUUAUGUCUGCCUGCAGUUGUGGCUCAUUGUUGAAUCCUUCCACUUUUUGUUUGUCACAGCCACAUGAGCCCAACCAGAUAGUGAAGCCAUGGAAAACAGAAAAAGUUAUUUGUUGUCUUGAAUUGAAAUGCCGAAAUUGAAAGGCAAACAGAAAUGAAAGGUGACAAACAGGCAAUUUCUUGCUGUGGGAACUGAACCCACAUCCUGCACAUUAGGCGUGAGAUGCUCCUCCAAUUGAACUAUGGGGACAGCAGUUAGCAAGUCCACAUUCUUGGGUAUGUAUUUAUGUGCAUGCGAUCUCACCCUGGGAGUGUUAGCCAGCACUAAUGAUGGCCAUGGCAGCAGAUGUAGGACACCUUUCAAGUGGUGAACCUAAUGGUAGCCUUUCUUGGCAAUUUUGUGUAAACGAGUACAUAUUUAGUUGCUCGAUUUGCAACUCAAAGGCAGUGCAAGUAGGUUUGGUUGUUUAUAGCCUUGCGGAUUUGCUCCCCUCAGGACGUGCAAUCAGUUUUACUGUACUUUAGGGUGAAUUGGGCCUUACUUCAUUUAUUCUGUGCUUUGCAGUACUUCACUGCUCACUUCUCAUACUGCGACUGAAUAUGCAUGCUAUGUCUGCUCUUGUUAAAUGUAUUCUUACUUUCUUUGCAUAUGUUACAUUUGUUGAUAGUGUAGUGAACAAUUAAUGCUCACUGCUUGCGGUCUCACACAAAUAAGAGUGUUCCAGAACCAAGCAUUCUAAUUUUUGAAAUGUGUCCUUGACUCUUCGAAAACCAGGUGAAAUUAUGGGUAAAUGCAUGUCUGAUAUCUCAUGCAGUUUUGUUGCUUCAACAAUUACAUGGGUGGAUAUUGGUGUGCCAGUGGAGUUUCACCGUAGCAGUGUCGUAUAGUCCAGCAGCCACUGAUAUGUUAACAAGUUGGAAAUAGUUUGACUUUUGAGGUGGUUGUUGGACUUGGCUAUUUGUUGUGCAUAACAUUUCUCACAGCUAUACAAAGGAGCACAGUACAAUUUCAUAACAAAAAAGGGCAGGAGGUUCAGUGAGUAUUUCAAUAUGACAGUUGCCUUUCUGUUACCAUGCUUUACUUAUUCAGGGACCCCUCACCAUGUUUGGCCAUUUUAAACUGCCAAGCGUAGUGUAUGCACUGCACACUGGCGAACUCUGACCCCCAUGGAAACAGCAGAAAUUCGAAGCAAACGCCGUGUGCCCUUCAAGGCCACGGCAUUUAGUGCGAUCUGUUACUUCACUAGACAAUUAGUUUAAAGACAUAAUAACGCUUAAAAACCGAACAUAUGCGAGCCUUUGCUUCAAUCUAUGCCGUAGCAUGAGGGAAGUCCUCUCGUUUUGUCUGGCUGUUGCCACGCAGUGAUACACGCGUGCAGAAAACUAUCCAAACAUGCGCACACUGAAGGAUCCAUUUCAAUGUAGUGCUCAAGCAGCCAGACAACAGCGCAGGUGUUCUGUUGCAGAGUGUGUGAAAUCAAGCGCAGGGUGAAACCAGACAAACGCAAUAGUUCACAUGCGAGACCUUCACCAAAAGUGUACUGUGCAGCAUGAACGCGCAAGGAAAAAUACUGAAAGGUGGGUUUCGAGAUGUAUACGUGAUGCGAUCCUCUGACUUCACUAUGGGAGAACUCGGGGAACUAGUUUUGCUUGCAAGGCUAGACCGGACAAGUGGUGAGAGCGUCUAAUUUGGCAAUGAAGCUCGCUUCCUGAAAUCAUAGGUUUGGGGCACUUCAAGUGUUUCUUUCUGCUAGUAAUGAAGCAAUUAAAAAAUUCUUGUGGUAAACCGUUUCUUGAGGGUACGUAAAAAACUUGCGAUUGGGUCAGGUGAGGGGUCCUUUAAUAAGUUACUCCCUGAAGCAUUGAAUCAGCAUUAGUUUGAUGCAUGAGUGUGUCCUUGCUGUGUAAUUUAGCGCACUUUAUUGGGUUUCGGUCUUGAACUUUUUACCAACGAAGAUAACAUAGUUUUGAUAUUUAUUACCUUAUUAACACUAUUAAGCUUUACUGUAUUGUUGUAAUAUUCAUGCUCUGCAGGCUGAAAAUGUGCACCUACACUUAAUACACCAACAGUUAUUGUACUGUUUUCCAAUCACUCCAUUAUGUAUAAUUUCUCAGAAGACGGCUCUCGUGUUGUAGGCGAUUACUUUUUUCCUGUGUAUAUGUUGCGAUGGUAUGGCCUGCGGUUUAGCCUGGUGUUAUGCGAGCUGUGUAGUUUCUCUUGCUGUAUUGGUGCCAAACUCUAUUAACACAAUGAUCCUUCUCUUCCAAAGUUUAUUAGCAUUGUGACUCUCAUGGCUGUAUUAAUUUAAUGGGAUGACAGCUUGAAAUUUGCCCUAUUUUCAGUCAAUCUUGAGUAUUUCUGUAUUUGCUGUACAUUGGUUUUUAGCACACUGAAGGAAAGCUCACAAUGUUUUAAAAUGUGGAGCAACCUUUUUUUUUCUAGUACGAGCUUGCUGUUUUAUGUCUGGUAGACAGUUUGUGGCACAAUAUAUGUGCAUAGAAAGAGCAAGGACCUGUGAAAUUAGGCUGUUAAUUACAAUCAAAAUGCCUAAAAAAUUAAGCACCUAAUUCGGCACAAUUAUAGGAAGCUCAGAAUGUUCUGAUAUUUUUUGUUAGGCACCUUAUCUAUGUGUGUCAUUGAAAGAACAGCCUGUAAUGUAAAAUUUUGUGCCUUCAAUUGCCAGAUUGAUACCAGAUACAAAACAGAUGCGAGCUAAGCCUAGAUAGCAAAUCUGGGGAGAAAUGUGAAAGCUUUUAAGCAAGCUGCUUAAUACCUUUGCCCCGUGUGCACUCUCAGUAAUGCUUAUCAAAAGCUACCGCCGUUGAACUUAUCGAGAUCUCAGUAGCAAAAUACUGAAAGAAGUUUCACUACCACUGCCACAAAUGAUGCCAUUAGUGGUAGUCUUCGGGGACUGAGUCGCAACUUGUUCGAGUAAGUUGUAGAAUAUGUUUACUUGAUUUUUCUUUUAUAAGGAGCCUUAUUCUUUGCCACAUAGGCAUAUCCAGAACUAGUAGACAAUGCGAUCGUACAGUGGUGACUAGGUCAAGGAGGCACAAGUGCCCCUAUUGCUGCACUAAUACUUGGUGUGCUUCGAAUCUUCCCAAGUACCCAUCCAACGGUUUCUUCUCCUUUUCACAACUUCAUAAUCAGUAAGGAAAUCGGCUUAAAGUAUUCCAUAGCACAUGGGCCAUAUGGUGUGUACUGUGCCCCAUUUAUUUCACUAGCAAAACAAACAAUGCAACAGGCGUCAGCAUUCAAUUUAAUGUCGCCUUGUGCCUUAUUACUGUGGAAAAAUGUGGAUAACUACUUAAUAUCAAUGCACUGCCAUUACAGGUGCACACAAUGUGAGAGGUGAGAUUGACCUAUUUAAGAAACAUUUACAAGCCUUAAUUGCCAAAUAGAGUGGGGUACGGCUCUGGAAACACCACAGUGACAUUUUUGUCUCGUUGAGGCACACAGCUGGAACUAUAUUCCGUGCAGCCUAUAGUGUGUCCCAGCUAACCUUCGCCCAGCUGUUCAACGAAAAGAAAUAUAAAAAAUACAUAGUACCAGGUAAUAUCUUGAGACAUACGGUGUUCGUCAGAAGUAGGAAGACCACACACUGUUGGUCUUAGGAUCGUAUCUCGCACCGUGUUUUCCUAAUAAUUUUUUUUUUUCGUUCAGCAGCUUGGCUAAUGUUAGCUUGGACGCAUAAGUUCAGUUACAGUGAUUAGUUACGAUUGACACUGCUUGCAUAGCAGAGGUGCACAAUAUUUCGGUUAGAAAAUGACAACAUGGUGCUAUCAACUACUAAUAGCGAAAAUUCGGUGAAUUAUCAUGACAGCUGGCUGUAGCCUCGAUAGGUAUAUUAUUACCUAUCGGUAUCGGUACCUAUCGGUAAAUGACAAAAAAUUUGGCGGCUGCACAUCGCUUGUAUGCUGCUUUGAGUUAAUGGGUACCUGACAGUUUUGUUCUUAGCUUGAGAAUAUGUCUUGCAUGUUUUUGUCAACGUAUGUUACCAUUAAAUGUUACCCGAACAGGCUGGUCCUCAUUAUCCUUAUAGUUUAGCUACGACUGGCCACCACCACUGAAAUAUCAGAGAAAGGAUAUCGAUGUGUUCUGUGCAGAAUAUAUAAAACCUGCUUGUCGAGAAUGCUGUGGUGACAGGAUGUCUUGAGCAAAAUAUGUGCAAUAUGUUUAACAGUCAGCUCUUUAGCGUCGGUUCAGCCCUUGUGUGCUUCCAUUUACAACUUUGGUGUGUUACAUUCCUGCGUCCAUAUUGAGGCAUGUUGAAAUAUGUAAUUACCAUCACAUCCUGUAUGGACGGCAAACUCUGUGAUUUAAUACAUAUGCAAAAAGAAACAUCGACUGA